GCCUUUAAAUCUAAAGUGAAACUAGGUAAAGUUUCCCGCCAAGAAGAAUGAAAGAGAAUGAAGCAGUUACAGAUCUCAGCUCUUACAAGAAUCGCUAUUAUUGGAAUAGUGUUUUCCCACAUACAUCUCGGAGUAGAGGCUCAGGCAUAUUGUACGGGAACAAGGAAUGGAGGUAACGCGACUCUGACGUGUACGAUCCCGUCUCAUAUAGAUUUGGAUAUUGUACAAGUCACCUGGCAAAAGAGAACAGGAAAUUCUUAUGACACUAUGGUGACAAACAGUAGAAGGUUCGGGGUUAAAACGUCCAAACCCUAUGAGAACCGGAUCAUAGUUCUACCAACCAAAGACCCAAAGACGUCGUCCAUCACCAUUUCACAGCUGGAAAAAGAGGAUGAUACCUGUUUUACAGCAAUUUUCAACAUAUAUCCUGAUGGAUCCCUGAAAGGAGAAGUUUUCCUGCAAAAACUUAGUGAAGUCAGGGAAGUCAUCUGUAAGAGUACAGCAGACAUGAGUAUAACGUUAGACCCUGCAAUGAUAAAAACCCAACUCUCAGACCUGAGUGGAUCCACCAUUCAGAUAGGAAGAUGGCUCAAUAAUGCCAUAUCUCCAGUGUGUAACUUCAUGCUACUAGAGAAGGCAAGAAGAAAGAGAAGUGUUCAAGAUAAGGAUGAAGUAUUCACCGUUGAGUGUAACGCAUCUGGAAAACAGAAAGCUAAGAUAACCUGGCCUGAUGAAGGACGAGCCGUAAGUAAAGAAGAGAAGGUGAACAUAACUGGGGAUCUCAUCACAGUCACAAGUACGCAGCACCACUCCCUGGCAACAUUUCCCGAAGGAAAGACAAUAAGGUGUACUAUAUCAUACAGCCAAGAUGAUGGGUCUACCAGUGCACAACAUAGCGAUCAUGAGUCUGCCAGUCUACAUGGUGAAGAGCUCCGUCAUGAGGGAAGUCUAGACGUCACCAUCACCAGAAUUAUACUUCCUUCCAUAUCGCUACUCUGUGUGGUCAUCGCUGCUGUGUGUUACUACUUCUUAUUACGCAGGAAAAAGCCUUAUUCCCCAAAGAAAAAUGACAAAGCCGAGAAGGGUUUACUAACCCCAGGGAAACAUCUUGCUUCUAAUAAUGUUGGGACUCCAGGAACUGAGAUAAAGCAAAGAAAAGAAACUGAGAAAAAGAGAAAAGAAAAGAUUCAGAAGAAUACACAAGAUUCGGGUUAUAUUCUCGCUCACACAGAUGAGAUAAAACAAAGAUCUGACAUGAAACAAAGAAAAAGUCCAAGUAAGAAGAUAAAAAACAGCAAAAAGGAACUAUUUCAUGAUGGACGAGCUGCAGGACCGCAGGAAGGAGAGGAACUAGACGGGAUAGGGCACUUACGCUAAAUCCGCUGGUUUACUGCACUAUACAGGGGUCAGAUAUCCCAGGUCCCCCUACACAUUUUUUGCUCGCCGAUUCCGAAAAAAGGGGCAUGGCUCAUAUUUAGGUGUAUUCUGCACCAUAUUUUUAAUGUUGAUUCAUCACUUUUUGGUGCACCUAGGUGUCACAUUUACAAGAGGUGUAAACAGAGCCCCUUGACAUGUAAUUUUUUAAAUUUCUUUUUAAGCAUACCUGUCAUAUCAAAGAAAAAAUAUUGCUUCUAUAUAGUGCUCAGUAAGCCAUGCAGAUUAUUUACAUGUGUUUUUUAUGUGUUUAGUUUCUGUAUUGUCUUACAAAUCCCUCUGUUCUGCUGCUUACUCAUUUUGAAAUCUACUGCUCAGGAAAGGGCGUGUCUGAGGCAAACUCUGAGCCCGUCCUCAAUCACCAUGCAUUCACUUCCUCUUAGAGUCUGCUGUGCUGUGCUGGGUCUCUUCAUCCAAUCACUGCAGGCUGCUCUGUAACCCCUUCCUCUCUGUUUUCAUAUUGCAGUCUGAUAGAACAGGAGUGAGCACAGAAGAGUGCUAGUCCUGCCCUCACUUCCCGGACUUUGUCACAGUCUGUGCUUCAGCAGGGACAAAGAUGAUGUUGCAGCCUGAAAGGAUUAUGUUCUGGAUGGUAUGGGGACCCCUAGUGGUCUCUUUUAUAAGCCAUGAUUUCUAUAAAAAAAUAAAAAAUAUUAAAGAUACUGUAUUAGAGCUGUUAAUGUUUUGCCAAGAUUUUUGACAGUGCCUAUUUAAGGUUCAUAAAC
Hyla sarda is the source of this 2159-nucleotide messenger RNA. RefSeq lists its product as uncharacterized. The transcript has 10 exons. Gene Ontology annotation, molecular function: cell-cell adhesion mediator activity. Lineage: Eukaryota; Metazoa; Chordata; Amphibia; Anura; Hylidae. Bases 58 to 1377 code for a protein of 439 amino acids. The record is from RefSeq and is a predicted model, not a curated record.